AAUUGGUGGCUGGGAUGAAAUAAGUCUUGAAAUCAUCCCUUCAUGCUGUGUAUAUUCCUGAAACUUCUGAAUAUGGUAUUAUUUGUGAUUCCCCUUGCCUACCCCACCCCUCCUCAUGUCGUGCUUUAGUGCAUCUGCCCUUUGACUUCCUGCUAGUGGCUGUAGUACUUCCUUCCUGCCGGAACGAUCAAACAGUGCAUCAUCUCUGCUUUAGCAGACAAGCCUUCAUCCAGAUGUGGAAAUAGAGACCCUAGAUGGUUGUUGACAUGUUCUACUAGCCUGCUCAAUGCUAUAUUUCACUCUGGAUUCUCUGCCAUCCCAAGUCUACAAUCUCUACUAUCAGUUUGCAGGUGCCAUGGAUAUCCUCCACACGGGUGAUUUCUUCUGGAUGUUGGCACUUGCAAUCCCAAUCCUGGUGGUUCUAUUGGUACUGUGUACUGAUUGCCGUGAUGCUGAUUUAGACACACCUGCUAUUGGUGACUACGAAGACAAGCCUUCCACUAAUAUUCAUUCCCAGACUUUCAGAGUGUUGAGGCGUCCUCCCUCGCCACCUUGGUCUGCCAUCCAGUCCCAGCCAAAUUUGCAGAGCACAGGCUCUGCAUAUAGCUUCUGCAGUCAGGCACCUCCAUUCAUCAAAAUUGAGGAUAACGAAAGUGUUCCCAGUUAUGAAAAUGAAGAAUUAUGUUGUCCCACUGAUGAUGAUGAAAAUUAUGUUCCUGGAUACAUAGAGGUGUUGCCUGAUGUCCCAAUCACAGAACAGAGGAACAAUGAUCAUGCCUCGUCUGAGUCCAUAAUGGACCAAUAUGAAAAUGUGCCUGAAUCUCAACGGCAUUCACUUGGUGAAUAUGUGAAUGUACUAGAACCGGAACCGAUCAUACUAGAUUCUUGUUUUGUAGUUGGCACUAGUGACCGAGAAAGUGAAGAUGAUGUUCCAGACUAUGAGAACGUCUGUUUUGGAGUUUGAGGUUGAAAGGAGGAUUUUAAAGGAUCAGUUUUGCAUUGGCGGAUCUAUUCAUCUUUGGGAAGGAUGGAUCAUUACGCAGGACACCUUCUCCUGAACAACUUCCAAUUUUGCCAUAUCCUAUUUUUACUCCUUUGCACUUUGGAUGACACAUCCUGAGAAUUUCUCCCAAUUACCAGUAGCAGUAUUUCGAUGGACUUUUCCCAAAGCAAUUCAAUUUUGAUUUUAAGUUUUGAUGACUAAUAAAGAAUCAAUAAUUGCACCAUCUUUUCUAUUUGAGAGAUAAUUGAUCCAGGGAAUGGAGAGAAGUCUGGAUUAGUCUAUUAGAUGGUAACAAGUUGAGUCUUAGUGAUUAAGUGAUGCAGUAGAAUGAGCCCUAAACAUUAAUUCCAUUAAAAAGGAAGUAUUGUGCAUCAUUUUUUUCUCAAAGAGACAGUAGUAUUAUUAAUUAUGUAGAUGUGACAGCAAUGAGACAUACAAUGUAUUAUAUAAUGUUUGCUUUAUUUGUAAAUAUGCAAAUAGCUGCACCCUCUGGGUAAUAGUCUAUAUAGCCCAGUAAUUGUGUACUGGGCAGGACAUAUCAUACAGUUAAACAUCAAUUUUCAUAUCUUUGCAAUCUUCAGUAAUUGAACCUGUGUCUUUUUCUAGACAAUGGAAUUAUUGAAAGGAGAAGAAUAUAUAGGGGAAUUUUUGUUUAGGUAAAGUUAUGUAUUCCUGAGCUUUGAUCCCAUUUCAACAGCAGGUUUGGAAAAUUUAACCAAUUUGAUCUAGGGUUUGCAUUAAGCUCAAGGUGAAGCUAAAAAAAAAAGAAUGCCUUUUGAGAGACUAGGUCAACAUAAUAAACUAUAAUAAUAGUCCAUAUUUUUGGCAUAGCAUAUUAUAUAAAUGCAACAAUUGUGCUGUAUUAAGUCAAUCACCUAUUUUGUAUGUCACCAUCACAUAUUAUUCAGUAGGCUCCCCAGGCUGAUAAAACCUUGUGAAAUGGACCAUUGGUAACUCCCAUAUAUAUUCUUGGGAGUUCCAUAUUUAGCAGUGUCUCUUCUCUUGCUCCCUCAAAUUCUGUUUCAACUUUCUUCCAUUCCGGCACUCUUUCUACUCCCCCCCACCUUCAUGAGGUAAUGACCCUGGCAUCUUUGUUUCUCCUUCCCCUUAAUUCCCUGACUUGUUUAAUAAAGAGGGUUAGAACAGGGGUGGGGAACCAUGCCCCUUUUAUGACUUGUGGACUUCAACUCCCAGAAAUUCUGAGUCAGACAUGCUGGUUCAGGUAUUCUGGGAGUUGAAGUCCCCAAAUCAGAAAAGGGGCCAUCGUUCCCCACUUCUGGGUUAGUAUGAGUUGUGAGAUACAAAAACGGGCAAUGCCAGUUAUUGCAAUGAGCACAACAGACUUGUUGACUUUGUUCCUCACUUCUAGUGGUUUGGCAGCCUGGGUCACUGGAACUGGCAGCGACCCAGGCCUGC
This is a messenger RNA of Thamnophis elegans (Western terrestrial garter snake), 2419 nucleotides long. RefSeq lists its product as uncharacterized. The record is from RefSeq and is a predicted model, not a curated record. The transcript has 13 exons. Bases 287 to 964 code for a protein of 225 amino acids. Lineage: Eukaryota; Metazoa; Chordata; Lepidosauria; Squamata; Natricidae.